Phyllotreta striolata is the source of this 1165-nucleotide messenger RNA. The record is from the annotation of a GenBank genome assembly. Lineage: Eukaryota; Metazoa; Arthropoda; Insecta; Coleoptera; Chrysomelidae.
GGGAUAUUGUAUUUUGGGUAGUGGCAUUACUGUUUAUCUACCAACUGUCAAAUUUAUCAGCUAAACACUAAACAAAUUUGUUCUUUGGCGUAAAUAAAUUUUAAACAAAAAACCGCAAAAAUGUGUGCUAAAAUGGCAUUUCAACACCAGGCCGGAACGGCGAUGGAGUGUUUAAGCAUUCCUAUAACUCUUACUAAAGAGGUGGAUGGUGAUACGUUGCGUUGUGGAUUUAAAAUUGGAGGCGGAAUAGAUCAAGAUUUUCACAAAAGUCCUCAAGGAUACACAGAUAACGGGAUAUAUGUAACUGAAGUGCAUGAUAAUAGUCCUGCAUCAAAAGCAGGGCUUCGGAUACACGAUAAAAUACUUCAGUGCAACGGGUACGAUUUCACAAUGGUGACACACAAGAAAGCAGUAAGCUAUAUUAAGAAGCACCCUGUCUUGAACCUACUUGUCGCCAGAAAAGGCGUAACUUCAACAUAAUUCCUUUUUAAACUAAUUGUAAAUAAUAAGUUACCAGGAACACGAAUGAAGUAAUUUAUAAUAAGUGAAUGUUUGUGAUUUCCACUUUCCUUAAUUGCAUUUGACACUCGUAGCAACUGAGCUGUCUUAACAGUAAGAGGCAACUGGAAAACUUAGCUAAAUGUUAUUAACAAGUAGAUAUGUCUAUAAAUGUAGCUUUACAGUUGGAUUUAUGAAGUAUGUAGUACGAUUGUUGUUUCUUUUUAGGUGUAUGUUUUUAUUGUAUGCUCACGCCAUAAUUGAAAGUAUUAUUGUAAUAAUAAUUGCCUAUACUUUAGUACAAUAAGAAAAUAUGAAUAAAUUUAUUAGAGUAUAAAGGUUUAUUAAAGGUGGCUUUAAGUGUAUCUGUUAAUAUAUUUUCUGUCUUUAAUUUCAUAAGGCAUUUAUGUGAUUUUCACUUUUUAUUUAUACUGUUCACAUUCUUACAUUUUAUAUGUAAUGUUUAAUUUUAGUAUAUUUAUAAAUUGUGAUAGUACUGUUUAGUCGAUUUAUCUCUGUUAAUUUAUUCAUAUUUUCCAAAAUGGUAGAUUUAGAUGGAUGUUCUAAUAAAUGGAAAGAGUAGAUUUUUUUCACAUUUAGUAGGUUACAAAAUUAGUUUUUUUCUAAAUUUAUACUAUUUCUACAGUAAAAAAAGCGUAGACGAUCA